AUGCAGUCCAGCACCUACGGCGGCUACCAGGGCCCCACUCGCCCGCCUGCGAGCUCCACUCUCACUAGCCUUCUCGCUCAGGCAAACUCCCUCAACGACGUCGACCAUGACCCCGAGCUCCCGCAGAUCCGCUUCGGCAUCGACGAGAUUGAGCGCAUGAGCGAGGCUGUCGCUGGACGUGGCAAGCGUUCCAAGGCCGUCAACGGCGAGGGCCACACGCUCUUGUCCAACCUUGGCAUCAACACCUCGCGUCUGUCGCACGAGAUUGCCGCUCUCCCCGCUGCUACAGCUGAGCAGUCUCGCCCCAAGCGCCGUAAGCGUCUUGCUCCCCUCGGUGACCUCGGACCGGCCUACGCCGUCAGCGACGGUGACGUUGGCGCAUGGGGCCGCAACUGGCACGAGAUGGUGAUUCUGUCGGGCAUCGAGGUCCAGCGCCAGAAGACUGUCAAGUCGUUCCAGGCCCAGUUCCAGCAGCGCAUCUUGUCGCAGUGGGACGCGGAGAAGAGCCGUGUCCUCCAGGAUGAGCUUGGCGUGACCGACGACGAGCUCGCGCGCCUCUCGUCCGGUGCUGGUUCGUCCAAGGACGGCGCUGGCCUCCUUGGCGUGUCGGCUCUGGGCGCUUCGCGUCUCGGUGCCAGCACCCGCCGCUUCCCCCUCGCGCAGUCCAGCUUUGGCAAGUCGACUGUUGAGGCGCGUGAGGGUGGCCUCGUCAUGCACAACAAGGCGAUGAAGUACGAGAAGGUUGUGUCGACUCUCAACCAGCGCCGUCUCCGCAAGGAGCCAUUCCAGAUCUGCCAGGCAUUCGAGCAGACCGCCAAGGGCGACCAGAAGUACCCCCUCCUCCCCACUGCCUACUCGAUCCUGUCGCACAUCACGCAGGAGGCGUCGGUCAGCUCGACUGGCGAGACCGUCGGCGAACGUCAGUACUCCAAGGCGUACUUGGCUGCUCCCAACUCGAACCAGUCGGUGCUACUCAACGGCCGUCUCGCCCAGGGAGCACGGAGGUACCUUGAGGUUGCGUUUGAAAAGUACAUCGACGACACCAUUGCCAAGAACCCCAAGGAGGCUGCUCUUGGUGGUGUUCCCGGCAUCACCAACAAGGUGCGCGCCUUCGUCGACGUGACCCUGCGCUCCAAGGAGACUCAGGACGCAUACCGGUGCGAGGUUGUUGGCGGUAUCAAGCUGUGGGCGCAGACGUACUACCUCAUGCGCGCCGGCUACGCUCAGGAGGCGCUCGCCCUGGUCGAGACUCACCAGCACAACGUCAAGAAGGACGACUGGUCGUUCCCCGGUAGCUUCAAGACAUACCUCUCGUCGCCUGAGCGUCGUCUGCCCAAGGCCCAGCGCGACCAGCUGAUGAACGACUUCAACGCCCACCUCCGCAACAGCACUACCUGCGACCAGUUCAAGUUUGCCUUGUACAAGCUCAUUGGCCGCAUCGAGAUCAACCGCCGCGUCCUCAAGGUGGCCCCCACCACCGAGGACUGGGUUUGGUUCCAGCUGGGGCUUACCCGCGAAAACAUUGACAACGACGCGCCCCAGGACCGCUUCGACCUCACCAACCUUGCCGACCUUGUCCUCAAGUACGGUGCUGACAAGUUUGACGCCGGUGGCACCCGCCCCAUGGCUUGGUUCAACCUCCUUCUCUACACUGGCCAGUUUGAGCGCGCUAUCGCAUACCUCUACUCCAAGCCGGCGCUCAAGACCGACGCCGUCCACUUUGCCAUCGCUUUGCAGUACUAUGGUCUCCUCCGCGUUCCCGGCCCCACCGCCGACCCUGCCAUUGACCUGCUCACCGUCGACGAGGACACUGCCUAUCUCAACUUUGCCCGCCUCACCCAGCUGUAUGUCGCUCCCUUCCACAAGGUCGAGCCCCAGACCGCUCUGCAGUACGCCUAUCUCGUGGCCCUUGGCGCCGAUGCUCCCGCCCCCACUGGUGCUGCUCAGCGCCAGGCUGCCCUCGACCUCGUCCGCGACAUUGUUGUGGGCUCGCGUAGCUGGUCCAAGCUCCUUGGCUCGGUUCGCGCCGACGGUUCCAAGGAGCAGGGCAUCGUUGAGCGCGACCUCGCCCUCCUGGGUCUCUCAAGCGAGGACGACUACCUGUCGUCGGUUGUCCUUGCUGCCGCCGACCAGGCCUCCGCCGACGCGAGCCUCGCCGACUCGGUCGAGCUCUACCACCUUGCUGGCGCAUACGACAAGGUCGUCGAGAGCGUCAACCGCGCCCUGGGCCACAGCCUCGGCACCGCCGGUGCUCCGUACGACGCCGCCCAGGCGCCUACGACCGUCGGCCUCUCGGGUGCGUUUGGUGGCGCCACCGACCUCGAGGACCUGGCUGCCCGCGUGCGCUCCCUGUACGCCCACGACUUUGCCAGGCGCUCGCGCAUCUCGCAGCGCAACUGGGAGACCCUCGAGGUGCUCCUCAAGCUCAAGCUUGCCAUGUCCCAGUUCCUGGCCAACCGGCCAGACCACGCGCUCGAGACGCUGCGCUUGACCAACCUCUUGCCGCUGGACAACGACACUGCGUCCAUCUCGCGCUACGCCCAGCGCUUCCGCGACAUGCUCGACCAGCCCGUCGUGUCCAACCUCGACGACGUGAUUGUCACCACCAUGAAGUGUCUCCUGCAGCUCAGCAACGCGCUCAAGGAGAGCCCGUACGGCGACCACGGCCGCAUGCAGCAGCUCGCAAGCUACAAGCACCAGGCCCAGUGCUUGAUCCAGUUUGCGAGCACCCUCCGCCUCCGUCUCGGUCCCGACGUGUACCGCCAGCUCUCGAGCAUGAGCGCGUUCUUCUAG
This is a messenger RNA of Apiotrichum porosum, 2793 nucleotides long. RefSeq lists its product as uncharacterized. Gene Ontology annotation, molecular function: structural constituent of nuclear pore. Lineage: Eukaryota; Fungi; Basidiomycota; Tremellomycetes; Trichosporonales; Trichosporonaceae. Gene Ontology annotation, biological process: poly(A)+ mRNA export from nucleus; protein import into nucleus. The record is from RefSeq and is a predicted model, not a curated record. The coding region runs from base 1 to 2793 and encodes 930 amino acids. The transcript is spliced from 3 exons. Gene Ontology annotation, cellular component: nuclear pore.